This is a messenger RNA of Syngnathus typhle (broad-nosed pipefish), 4266 nucleotides long. It is a transcript of the gene sema3aa, whose product is annotated as sema domain, immunoglobulin domain (Ig), short basic domain, secreted, (semaphorin) 3Aa. NCBI's taxonomy places the organism in Eukaryota, Metazoa, Chordata, Actinopteri, Syngnathiformes, Syngnathidae. Gene Ontology annotation, biological process: negative chemotaxis; positive regulation of neuron migration; neural crest cell migration. The record is from RefSeq and is a predicted model, not a curated record. Bases 461 to 2965 code for a protein of 834 amino acids. Gene Ontology annotation, molecular function: neuropilin binding; chemorepellent activity; semaphorin receptor binding. The transcript has 17 exons.
CUCUCUUGUCCUCUCUCUCUCCUCGGCAGUCUGCUGGAGCUCCACGCCAGGAUUAGAGGGUUGCCGCCACUGUCUGCUCAUAAAGAAAGAAAAAAAAUAUCCGGAAUAUAAAACAGCCUUUACUUGAGACAUUUUGACAGUUCAACUCGCUCUCAAGUGUCUGGCAUCUUAUUGCUAAGACCUCACCUGGGGGAGUAGACUGACAGGGACUACCUUCUGGACCUCCAUACGGAGAGCCAUGUGAGCUGCACCCCACCUCACACUGCCCAUCACUCCUAAGAUAAAGGGGGCACACCUUUUGGAUUCUUCCCCUUCCCCUGGACCGGGUCACUUUCCAUACUCACCAAGAGGGAUUCUCCAGGCUUGUCGCUCUGCCCCCCUGGAGCCACUCGUCUUGGGGCGCUGGUAGGGCUGUGAGUGCCCCCCUGGUCUGGAGGCCAGCCGGCAGCACUCCAGCACCAUGGAUUACCUGUUUGGCUUUGUGGUGCUGCUAUGCGGGGCGCUACAGCCGGGAAGUGGACUAGAGCCCAAGCACAAUGUACCCAGGCUAAAGCUGUCCUACAAGGAGAUGUUAGAGUCCAACAACCUGGUGAGCUUCGCGGGGCUGGCCAACAGCUCCGGCUACGACACCUUCCUGCUAGAUGAAGAGCGAGGCAGGCUACUGGUCGGUGCCGAGGACCACAUUUUCUCCUUUGACCUCGUCAACAUCAACAGAGACUUCAAACAGAUCGCAUGGCCCGCCACCCCCUCCAAGCGGGACGAGUGCAAGUGGGCGGGGAAAGACCUCGGGAAAGAGUGCUUGAACUUCAUCCGCGUUCUGCAACCCUACAACCAGACCCACUUAUUUGUCUGCGGCACCGGAGCCUUCCAUCCCAUCUGCUCUUACUUGGAAAUGGGCAAGAAAGCCGAGGACAACAUCUUCCGGCUGGCCUCGCAUUUCGAGAACGGUCGCGGCAAAAGUCCUUACGACCCCAAGAUGCUCUCUGCGUCGCUCCUGAUCGACGGGCAGCUCUACUCUGGCACGUCGGCCGACUUCAUGGGACGGGACUUUGCCAUUUUCCGGACGCUGGGGGAUCACCAUCCUGUCAGGACUGAGCAGCACGACUCCAGGUGGCUCAAUGACCCGAAAUUCGUCGGCAUUCACUUGGUCCCGGAAAGCGACAACCCUGAGGACGACAAGAUCUUUUUGUUCUUCAAAGAGAACGCCAUGGAUGGAGAACACACGGGUAAAGCCACCAUUGCUCGGAUAGGACAACUGUGUAAGAACGACAUGGGAGGUCACCGCAGUCUGGUCAACAAAUGGACCACCUUCCUCAAGGCUCGGCUUAUGUGCGCCGUACCGGGCAUCAACGGCAUCGACACGCACUUUGAUGAACUGCAGGACGUUUUCCUAAUGACCUCCAAGGACCCCAAGAAUCCGCUCAUCUAUGCCGUUUUCACCACAUCCAGCAACAUCUUCAAAGGCUCGGCAGUGUGCAUGUACAACAUGGCCGACAUCCGGAGGGUGUUCCUGGGCCCCUACGCCCACAGGGACGGACCUACAUACCAGUGGGUACCCUUCCAAGGCAGGGUUCCCUACCCCCGACCUGGAACUUGUCCAAGCAAAACUUUUGGCGGUUUCGACUCCACCAAAGACCUCCCGGACGACGUGAUCACGUUCGCCCGGGGCCACCCGGCCAUGUACAACCCGGUGCACCCCAUCGGCGGGCGCCCCAUCAUGGUGCGCACCGACGUAGACUACCAGUUCUCGCAGCUGGUGGUGGACCGCGUGGAAGCCGAGGACGGCCAGUACGACGUCAUGUUCAUCGGCACGGAUAUGGGCACUGUGCUCAAGGUGGUUACCAUCCCCAGGGAAAGUUGGCAUGACCUGGAGGAGGUCGUGUUGGAGGAAAUGACCGUCUUCAGGGAGCCAACCACUAUCACUGCAAUGGAGCUGUCAACCAAGCAGCAACAGUUGUUUUUGGGCUCAUCCCUGGGGGUGUCACAGAUGUCCCUGCACCGCUGCGAGGUUUACGGCAAAGCCUGUGCCGAGUGCUGCCUGGCCCGAGACCCAUACUGCGCCUGGGACGGCACUGAGUGCUCUAGAUACUUCCCUACCGCCAAGAGGCGAACAAGACGACAGGACAUCAGGAAUGGAGACCCACUUUCCCAAUGCUCAGAUCUUCAGCAUCACGAUGACGUCGACGGCUUGGGUGGCGGCGUAGGUGGCGUGGAGGACCGCACCGUCUACGGCGUGGAGAACAGCAGCAUGUUCCUGGAGUGCAGCCCCAAGUCUCAGCGGGCGCUCAUCUACUGGCAGCUGCAGACGCCCGGUGGCGAACGCAAGCAUGAGAUCAAGAUGGACGACCGGGUUCUUCGCACGGACCAGGGCCUGCUCAUCCGCAGUCUGUCCCAGUCGGACACGGGCGUGUACCACUGCCAGGCGGUGGAGCACGGCUUCAUCCAACCACUGCUGCGUCUUAGCCUGCAGGUCAUCCCCGCCCACAGGCUGGGUGACAUCCUCCCGGGGCUCCCCGGAGCCGGGGCGCCGCCCCCCGACAAGCAACGCGUGUGGUACCGGGAUUUUCUGUCCCUGCUGGAUCACCCAGACCUCAACACCGUGGAGGAGUUCUGCGAUCGUGUUUGGAAGAAAGAGCGGAAGCCCAAGAAGGCGAAGGCGCCCAAUGGCAACCCGCCGCUGCGGCCCAAAGCUUUGGCUCCAAACACGCAAAAGCUGCAAGCCGCUCCCCCGCAGGGCAAAGCUUGGCUCCAGUCCGGAGCCGACAACCAGAAAAGUCAAGCCGGCUUGGGCAUGUUGAGUGUCCAGGCGCCCAAGAACCAACCCAAGACGCAGAGCGGUCCGAAGGGGCAGGCGGCGGCCCGGGCGGGGACACAGCACGCCGCCAAGUGGCGACGCAUGCAGGACAACAAGAAGGGACGUAAUAGAAGAACCCACGAGCUGCAAAGACCCCCAAGGAGCGUUUGAAGGAGGGCGAGGUUAACACCAAAAAAUAAGCACAAAGAUGAGCACAUACACACACAUAUGCACACACGCACGCAUAAGCACACAUUCUGUAGAUUUUAUCUUCAUUUCAGUUUUCAGUGACCUCUACAUACACAUCACGACAUGCACACGAGCUGUGAAUAUUAGCAGCGGGAAAGCUACAUGUAAAAACGUGCGAGGACGUAGCCGGUCGCCAUGGAUACGGCCCGGCGGACACUUGCGCCUCCUUGUAUGUACAUAAGCUAGUCCACACUUAAACGCGGUUUAAGACGGGAAGAUGGCGGACUAUUUCGGAAUGAAAAAGAAGCAGCACAUUCUCCGCGGGACUCGAGCAUGUGAUCCCCCCCCCCCCAACACCGAAUGGAACAAACUCGUUUGCUGACAAGAAGCAAAAAAAAAGGAAUCUUCCAUGUCGCAUCACAUACAGUGGGAAGCAUCGUGCAUGUUGUUGUCCAUCCAUGUGUUCAAUAAGCUACUUAUUUUACAGGCUUUUUUUUUUUACAUCCUGAAACAAUUUGUUUUUAUAUAAGCCACACAACAUGACUGCAGCGGUCUCAUUGUCCCCUCUGUGUAACUUAUUACAUCCGCAACACACACUUGUUUAAUGUACAUAUAUAUACGACAAGCUUCUCUCUGUGUGUAUAUACAGUACAGGAAACACCAUGUGAUCUUUAUUUAUUGCUCGUUUUGUGAAAGGGUUGCAUUUAUUUUUUUAUAUUAUGCUGUUUUGGGGUGGGGCUUGUCAGUAUAUUGGGGGUGGUUAAAUAAUACCUUUGGACCAACUGGAUGGAAUUAGUUUCAUUUUCAGGAUAGAAAUACAGAAUAUAUAGAUAAAUAUAAAUAAGGCCUAGCGACGAAAAGCACAAUUUAAUUUUCUUUUCAGGACUUUUUAGGUUUCUUACACAUCCAUACACAUUGUUUAAUUAGAUGUAAGAUAUUCCCCUGAAGAAAACCAGUUCUAGCUGUGAAUCUCUGUAAGAAAUAGCGCAGACAAAUAUCCAGUUAGCCCGAGGAGAAGACAUGUUAUAUUGCAUGUGAAUGCUGCCUACAGUUUUUUUUUUUUUUUACUGUCUCAAGUGUUUUGUGUAGGACUUCCCUUCAAAUGCCAACAAGAGUAAUGUUAUUAACAACAUAAUGAGCUGCCCCCCCCCCCUGAAAAUCAAGGACGUUUAGUCUAACCCUAAUUCAGUUUUCAACUGGAACACUGAACGUGACUGCAGCUGCUGUAACACAAUUCUUUAUGGCAUGCAUUCGGUUGUCUGAAUAAACAUCUCUGUUACAAA